UGCAACACUUCCUUGAGGAAAUGGCGGCCGGCAGGGUUCCUCAAUUGCAACCAGCACCAUCUCCUCCACCACAACCAGUGCUUCUUACUUUUGAGGAGUUUCUGACACAGAACCCUGGCCCCUCGCCGGGAACUGGUGGAUCUACCGUUGGUGGUGGUGCUGGUCUUGGCAUCACUCCCGAGUCACGGAGCCCGGUCACUCCUAUCCACGGAGGCGGCGGCGGUCUUGGCGGUAGCGCUGCCGCUAGCAGUGAUGACCUAGGCUUCAACGGACUUGGCGGUGAUGACCUUGGCGGUGGUGGUGGAUGUCCUAGCGCUUAAGCCUUUGGGUGACAGUGGUGGUGAUCAUAAACUUGUGGUGGUGGUCUUUUA
Molecule: messenger RNA, 371 nt
Organism: Triticum dicoccoides
Lineage: Eukaryota; Viridiplantae; Streptophyta; Magnoliopsida; Poales; Poaceae
Product: acanthoscurrin-2-like
Exons: 2
Coding region: 21-320 (99 amino acids)
Source: RefSeq, a predicted model, not a curated record